Molecule: messenger RNA, 1705 nt
Organism: Exophiala xenobiotica
Lineage: Eukaryota; Fungi; Ascomycota; Eurotiomycetes; Chaetothyriales; Herpotrichiellaceae
Exons: 1
Coding region: 75-1187 (370 amino acids)
Biological process (GO): L-phenylalanine biosynthetic process
Cellular component (GO): cytoplasm
Molecular function (GO): prephenate dehydratase activity; chorismate mutase activity
Source: RefSeq, a predicted model, not a curated record
UAGGCACACUCAUCCCAAGAUUCAAAAGCUCAUAUCAGGCCUAAUUGUCUUCAAAGCCUCGUUCAUAACCAAAAAUGUCCUAUGAAGAAGAUCCUCCCACUGCCCUGAACAUAGCCUACCUCGGCCCAGAGGCAUCCUUCUCACACCAAGCCGCCAUUGAAGUCUUCACACCAUCCAGCAGCAGUUCUGCCACACUGCACCCUCUUCCCUCUUUCUCAUCCAUAUUCUCCGUCAUACAGUGCUCUCCUAAUUCUGGCCCCAACGCCGACCAGACACAGACAUCCUACGACUACGCCGUCAUCCCUAUUGAAAACAGCACCAACGGCUCCGUCGUCCAAGUCCUCGACCUCCUCGCCCAAUGCGGCCUCGACUCUGACGCCCUGUAUCCCGACAUUGAAGUUUGCGCCGAAUACUACCUACCCGUCCAUCACUGCCUAUUCAUCUCCCCAGCCUCCCCAGCCUCCCCAGCCUCCCCGACGUUGACCACUUCGGCGGCGGCGGCGGCGGCCGUCACUCUCGCCAGCUCCAAAUCCUCCAUUCGCACACUCUACACACAUCCUCAAGUCUGGGGCCAAUGCACGCGCUUUCUAUCCACGCACUUCCCGCCUACCCACGUCGAGCGGAUCGACGUCGGCAGCACGUCUGCGGCCGCGCAGCUCGUCGCUCGCGAGCCGACCAAGGGCCUCACUGCGGCCAUCGGGUCGAAACUCGCCGGCGAGAAACACAAUCUCGUCUGUCUGGCCGAGAACAUCGAGGACGAGCCGGGAAAUAAUACGACGCGUUUCUUCGUCGUGAGGAACAGAAUGCGAAAGCCGAAAGGCCCCCUGCGGGACACCUUCUCUCAACAACAACAACAACAAUCAACCGACACAAUUAGAAAAGCAAAAUAUAAAUCACUCAUAACUUUCACCAUACCGCACACAAAGCCGGGCGCCCUCGCAGACGCACUGGCCGUGUUCAAGACGCACUCGUUCAAUCUGACCAGCAUAGACACAAGACCAAGUCGUAAGAGGAAUUGGCAGUAUGUCUUUUUUGUGGAGUGUGAAGAGGCAGAUAAUUAUACGGCGGGAAAUGGUGAAGCGGGCCCUGAAGUAGAGGACAAUCUGAAGAAUAUGUUGACUCAUUUGGAGAAGUUCACUGAGAGACUACGGUAUUUGGGCAGGUUUAAGGACCAAUUAGAAACAUAAAAAGGACGUGAAAGCGGGCUGCCGACAGAGACGGAAGUAAAGAUUGACUAUCUAACCACUAUUGGGUUGCUCUUGGUUAAGAACCGCUCAACAACGCAAGAUGUUGACAAGGGCGAGGCACGAGGCGACGCUCUGUCUCGAACCUUGGCUGCGAAAAGAACACAAUAUGAGCUUGAGGCUAAAAGAGUGACCAGCUCGACGAGACAAGGAGUACAAGCAGAUCCUCGAAGUUGCCCUGGCAGGGAUUGAAUAGGAGCAAUUCUCGAUCCAUUUUCAAGUCGCGCAUCAGCAUCACUGCUGACGGCACCGGCCGAUGCACAUUCUGCACAUAUCGCCAACGGAAUGUCGGACUUACAUCAGAUUCAGCCGAGAUUGUUAGCCAACCCCUUUGCGACUGCUGAUUGGGUCUGCUGGGGUAUUCCUAAGCUGAACCUGAACGCCGGCGUCAUCUCAGACCAUGACCAUGUUGCGAAGGUUGGAGCGUCCUGAAAUGAGGAUUAGCCUGCUAGACUCCACUG